Molecule: messenger RNA, 1584 nt
Organism: Neoarthrinium moseri
Lineage: Eukaryota; Fungi; Ascomycota; Sordariomycetes; Amphisphaeriales; Apiosporaceae
Exons: 1
Coding region: 1-1584 (527 amino acids)
Source: RefSeq, a predicted model, not a curated record
AUGGUUCGUCUUGUUGAGUACUCAGCUCUUUCGGGGACGUCCUUGUCGAGACCGCAAUAUGCAUGCCUGAGUCAUUGUUGGGGCAAGACGCGUUCCAAGCGCAUCACCACUAAAGAAACGUUGGAAGCGAAUAGCACGGGCAUUACGCUAUCAGAGCUUCCACAAACGUUCAAGGACGCCAUUGAGGUUGCACGUGCACUACACGUGAGGUAUCUAUGGAUUGACUCGAUGUGUAUCGUCCAGGAUGAUAAAAUCGACUGGGAGCAUCAUGUCAAGAUCAUGGCGGGAAUCUACGCGAAUGCGUAUAUCACACUGGCAGCCGGUGCCAGCUCUGACGACGAUGGAGGCUUCUUUCGGGAGAGUCCUCCCAGGUUUAGUAAGCCGCACUCUUUCAAGAUCGCAGAUUCGAACUGUGAAUAUGAGAUAUUUCUGCGGAUACGCUUGCCGCAUCCUGAUGAAGAGGACUGGCCCGGCGGUCCAGUCAUGCCCCUUAUGACUCGUGGAUGGGUGUUCCAGGAGAGGCUGCUCUCCAGACGUUUCCUAUGCUUUGCCGUGAACGAAAUCAUGUGGGAAUGCCUCGAUGAUGUUGCAUGUUCUUGCUCAACGAGUCAGCAUGGCUUCAACGCCAGAUUCACUCAUGAAUUGCCGGCCUUACUGAACUGCGCCGCAACGAAGUACUUCUUCGCACAUCUGUCAACGCUACAUGACAAUAAGCUGUUCAGUUUCUGGCGUGAUAUGGUCGAGGCCUAUAGCCAGAGACAGAUUAGCUUCCCGUCUGACAAGCUACCGGCGCUCGAUGGUAUACGCCAGGUCAUAGGCCGCGCCAUCACCGGUCGAGGGAUCAGUGACACUUAUCUCUUCGGGAGUUGGGCGGAGUCACUGGCAGAUGACUUGUUGUGGUCGAACGAUUGGUACGACAGGACGGCUGGUUAUCGCCAAUGUGAAGCACCAUCUUGGUCCUGGAUCUCAGCCGCCGAAGGAAGCGUUUCCUGGUCCAGUAAUACUGAAUUAAUCGACCGGAGAUGGAAGCUGAAGAAAAUCCCAAACGUCGACCAAGGUGUGGAAAGCUAUGGCGGCGUAAUGAUUCAUGGCAACCUGGCUGUUGUUUCGCUUCGCAAGGUUGAAGAUGAAAUGGAAAAAACACAUCCUGGGUUCCGCUCCUGUAAUGUAUACAAGCAAUUAAGACCCGCUGACGUUACAAAUCCCGGGUCGACGUCUUUAGCAGGGCCAUUGACCACGAACAAGCCACCCCAAUUGCAAAUCAACAUCAUCGAUGAUCCAGAAAAUCCAGACAAUCUUGGAAAUAUUUGGACUGACUACCAAUUUUGGAAGGAUGAGAGUCAACUAUGGAGUGUCUUGGAAGAAUCGUACUUUAUGCCGUUUGGGAUAGAGAACCAGACUCCUCAAUUCGAAGAAACACCCAGUUCAUACUGCUGGGUAGGUGGUGUUCUAUUGCGUAAUUUGGAAAGGGACCUUGACGGCUGCAAGACAUUUGAACGCUUAGGGUGGCUGAGGUACUAUAUCGACAAACCGAAGGAAGAAUACGAGCCCUCAGGGUCUUAUCAAGACGUUUGGAUAAUGUGA